Ylistrum balloti is the source of this 1212-nucleotide messenger RNA. RefSeq names its product frataxin, mitochondrial-like. Lineage: Eukaryota; Metazoa; Mollusca; Bivalvia; Pectinida; Pectinidae. The coding region runs from base 1 to 573 and encodes 190 amino acids. The transcript is spliced from 5 exons. The record is from RefSeq and is a predicted model, not a curated record. Gene Ontology annotation, cellular component: mitochondrion. Gene Ontology annotation, molecular function: ferrous iron binding; 2 iron, 2 sulfur cluster binding; iron chaperone activity. Gene Ontology annotation, biological process: iron incorporation into metallo-sulfur cluster; intracellular iron ion homeostasis.
AUGUCGGGCUCAUCGGUUUUGUCAUUAUUACGAUAUUCAUCCAGGAAUUGGACAAGGAAACUCUAUCAAAGAAUUUCAUUGAAUGUUAUCUCUCGGUCUGUUUGUGAAAAGAGACCAUUCUGGAACUGUAUGCCAAACAUCAGCUGCCACCAGCACUCGUUCACCAACCGUCCAGCUAGCAUUGAUCCUUGCAGGAACUACUGCACCAGCAGUUUAUCUGAGAUGAGAUAUGAGGAGCUAGCAGAGGAAGUACUAGAAUGUCUGUCAGAAAAGUUUGAUGACAUAGCAGAGACUGUGGUUUGUGAUGAAGAAUUUGAUGUUUCAUAUGGAAGUGGAGUUUUAACAGUAAAAAUUAGUAGAGACUGGGGCACUUAUGUGAUAAAUAAACAGACACCUAACAAACAAAUAUGGCUGUCUUCUCCUGUGAGUGGGCCAAAAAGGUAUGAUUACAUAGAUGGACGAUGGAUAUACAAACAUGAUGGUGUGGCAAUGAUGGACUUAUUAACAAAGGAGGUUUCUGAUGCUCUAUCUACACACAUUGACUUUACAGCAUGUGAACUGGAAGACACAUAGCUCACAAUGGAUUUAUAAUUCUGGAUAUCUAUGUGAUGUAUAAUGUGUGAAAGACGUUUUGAAUGUUUUUGUUUGCUUCAUGAAACUGAACACAUAUAUUGAAUAUGUAUAAUUAAAAACAAAUUUACUGCAAAACAGAAGUAUUAAACAACUGAGAAAUCUUUUCAAUUAUUGUACAUGUAUAUAUCAUUGACACAGUAAAAUUUCUACUGUAUGUACAACCUAGGCUACUUAUAUUUUUAGGGGCAUUAUACAAUUUGCAUUUGGAAUGUGCUGUACAUGGAUUGCCUAAUCAUUAGAAACUUUCCCAUGGUAGAAAAGAAGGGAAGAGAUAUCAGUUUUUAUUUGCUAAGAUGCUAAACAUCUUCUGACAAAUAUUUUUCUGUCAAUCCCCCAGCCAAGACAAGGAAUGCUGCAUUGUAAAGUCUCCAGAAUCUACAUUGCUUCUCUUUGAUCAGUUUCUUGUGUAAAGAAAAGUAGUGUUAUACUUCUAACAAAAUGUAUAAAAAUACAUUUCGAAAUAUUUUCAAUUAAGUCACUAGAUUAAAAGUUCAACCAGCAGAACAUUUGAGUGUGAUGUUUCAAUCACUAAUAGAAUCUUCCCCUACCCAGAGGGUAUGAAAGAGAAAGCUCCAACCC